CGAUACCGCGUUGUUUUUAUUUCGUUUAUUAACCAGGAAAUGUGCGAGACGCAAGGUAGGCUCGAUGGAAAAGUUGCCAUCGUCACCGGAGGCAGUUCCGGGAUCGGAUUCGAAGCUGCGAAGAAUUUAGCAUAUAGAGGGGCUAGAGUUAUUAUCGCCAGUCGAAAUUCUACUAAACUAGUCAAAGCUAGAAAUAAAAUACAAAGUGUCACCGGUAAUAAGAACAUAGAGCAUAGAGUGCUUGAUCUUGGAUCGCUAAAAUCUGUUCGGAACUUCACGGACUUUACGAUAAAGACAGAAGAAAGACUCGAUGUGUUAGUGAACAAUGCAGGAGCGCUAGGUCUAUCAGAUCGGCUGACAGAAGACGGAUUGAACCUUACAAUGCAAGUAAAUUACUUCGGUACAUUUUUAUUAACUUAUCUAUUGCUGCCUUUGUUAAAAGCAUCCGCUCCGAGUAGGAUUAUUAACAGUGUUGCAGUAGCAAUGUACAUCGGACAUUUGGAUUUCGAUCAUUGGAACGACGUUGGGAGAUACACUACAGUACAAGUAAUGGCUAAUUCCAAGCUGGCAAUGGAUUUAUUUAGUGCGGAGUUGAGCCGACGCUUUAAAGAUAGUGGAGUUACUGCAAAUACUUUUGAUCCUUACAUCACAAAAGACACUGAUAUUUUAAAUAACAUGGAAGGUCUUUCGAAGAAUAUCUCUCAGUUGUUUGUUGAUAUAGUGGGUCAGCCUAAAGAGGAUGUUGGUAAGCAGAUCGCAAUGUUAGCUGCCGAUCCAGAUAUGGCAAAUAUAACUGGGAAACAUUACAAGUUUUGUAGAGAAUGGAUAAAUCAUUGGCUAGCAUAUGAAGAAGAUUUUACUCAACAACUUUGGGACGCUUCAAAGCAAGUUGUAAAUAUAACUGCGGACGAAGACUGGGACAUAUAAUUUUAAGGUGAUUGAAGUGCAAUUGUGAAAAUUAU
This is a messenger RNA of Papilio machaon (common yellow swallowtail), 962 nucleotides long. Its product is annotated as retinol dehydrogenase 13. NCBI's taxonomy places the organism in Eukaryota, Metazoa, Arthropoda, Insecta, Lepidoptera, Papilionidae. The transcript has a single exon. The record is from RefSeq and is a predicted model, not a curated record. Bases 40 to 927 code for a protein of 295 amino acids.